This is a messenger RNA of Brassica rapa (field mustard), 1489 nucleotides long. RefSeq names its product probable ubiquitin receptor RAD23a. Gene Ontology annotation, molecular function: polyubiquitin modification-dependent protein binding; proteasome binding; damaged DNA binding. The record is from RefSeq and is a predicted model, not a curated record. Gene Ontology annotation, cellular component: nucleoplasm; cytosol. Lineage: Eukaryota; Viridiplantae; Streptophyta; Magnoliopsida; Brassicales; Brassicaceae. Gene Ontology annotation, biological process: nucleotide-excision repair; proteasome-mediated ubiquitin-dependent protein catabolic process.
GAAUCGCACGUGGGUUGCACUUGCCGCGUUUUAAAAUCUAAACGCUCGCUUGAUUGAUUGCGACUGUUUUUUUUUUUUUUUUGGCAGAGUUGUUGGAAAGAACGCUCUUUUAGGUCUCACUCUGUAAUCUCGCUCCCUCGCCGGACUUUCCCGACGCCGCCUUGUUCAAUCCCUCGACAUGAAGCUCACCGUCAAGACUCUCAAGGGUAGCCAUUUUGAAAUCAGGGUUCUGCCCACCGACACGAUAAUGGCGGUGAAAAAGAAUAUUGAGGAUUCGCAGAGCAAAGACAACUAUCCAUGUGGACAGCAGUUGUUGAUUCACAAUGGGAAGGUUUUGAAAGAUGAAACUACUUUGGUGGAGAACAAGGUUACCGAGGAAGGUUUUCUUGUUGUUAUGCUUAGCAAGAGCAAAACUGCAAGUUCAGCUGGUCCAUCUUCGGCUCAGCCUACUUCCACCACCACAUCUUCAGCUAUGCCUGCAGCUGCGUCGACGACCCAUUCUAUACCUGUGCCAGCUUCAGUUUCCACUCUUGCCCAAGAACAACCAGCGGCACCAAGUGACACCAAUGCUCAAGCUGCUUCAACUUUAGCUAGUGGCAGUAGUACUGAGCAAAUGGUUCAACAAAUAAUGGAAAUGGGAGGAGGCAGCUGGGACAAAGAAACAGUUGCUCGUGCACUUCGUGCAGCUUAUAACAACCCUGAGAGAGCGGUGGAUUAUCUAUACUCUGGAAUUCCUGAAAGAGAAACUGUUCCGUUAACUAACAUAUCUGGUGCAGACCUUGCCGCUCCUCCUACCUCUGGAGGACCUAACUCAUCUCCUUUGGAUUUGUUUCCUCAGGAAGCAGAAGCUGGUGCUGGAGAACUUGGAACGCUUGAUUUCCUCAGAGGCAAUGAUCAGUUCCAACAAUUACGAUCGAUGGUCAAUUCCAACCCCCAGAUUCUGCAGCCUAUGCUUCAAGAGCUUGGAAAGCAGAACCCCCAACUAUUGAGGCUCAUUCAAGAGAACCAAGCCGAGUUUCUUCAGUUAAUCAACGAGCCUUAUGAAGGAUCUGACGGGGAAAUGGAUAUUCUUGACCAACCCGAGCAAGAAAUGCCCCAUGCAGUCAAUGUUACCCCUGCAGAGCAAGAAGCGAUUCAACGGCUUGAGGCAAUGGGAUUUGAUAGAGCAUUGGUCAUAGAAGCCUUCCUUGCGUGUGACCGUAACGAGGAGUUGGCUGCAAACUAUCUGCUAGAGAACUCGGCAGAUUUUGAAGACUGAGUUCCCACCACAACAAAAAAAAACAGCCUUUUAACCAAAUCAGACCAUAAUGAAAAAGUUUUGUGCUAGUGCUAGCCUCUUUCAUCUGAACCCUUCAUUCUUACUCUGCUCAGAAUCUCAGAUGAUCAUAUCUUAUUUGUGAACUCAGACGAGUUUCUUCGUUAAAGAUCUCUUACAAACGUAUUUAUGUCUCUUCGUGUUACUUGCUAUCAGUUAUUUAAUUUUAAUGAA